AUGUGUGCUAUACUGCAAUACCCCCCUGAACUGCUAUUCACUAUAUGCGAAUAUAUUUAUGCAGCCGGCUUACCACCUUCCGAGUAUGCCAGUUCUCUCGAUCCACUCGCAAUUGGCGAGUUUGGAGCGCCAACUGCCCUACCUUCUUCUAUGCCACCCCCAAAUUGGAGCGAGCCAGAAGCACGAAAAACCCUUUCUCAUCUCUGUUUGGUAAACCAUGCGUGGUAUGAAGCUGCUAAGCCAUGGCUGUGGCACAAAAUCGAGGUUCGUCUGCCCAGGAGUUGGCUCGCUCUCCUAGACGAGAUCACAACAGACACCGAAGACGAUGAAAAGGCUGCCUUGGCCGUCAAAGAAUCUAUUCAAGCAGCCACUCACGCUGCUCUAGCUAGUAGCGCUGUGCGUACUGGCGCAUCUUCUGACGAGGAUGCAGUUAGGAAGUGGAAGGAAAGCAUCAUGGAGUCUUUGAGUGGCCCAGAUGGUUCCAUUCCUCCAGAGCUGUUGACGCCUCCAGCAUCUCGCGACUCAAGUCCCAGACGUAUUAGGCCAAAGAGUAAAAGCCCGGCUCGGUGGAAGAUCAUGAGGACAAUCAGUGACGCCGUUCAAAAUGUUAUGGAUCUUACUGAACCCGGGGUUUAUGUCCCGAGGCUUCAUGAUCCUCGUCCUGGUCGGUUUGUCCGUCAUCUAGACUUCAAUCACUUUCGUACCAUCGGAAUGCGUCGUUCCGUAGAAGACACUGCGACUAGUCGUUUCGUGACCGGCGAACGUGUUGAAGCAUUUCUGAAGGAACUUCCAAACCUAACUGCUUUCGGCGCCACGGAGUACAUGGAUGGUGCUCUGUCGUUGCCCGUUCUAAACGAACUUUUGCUUCGUGGUUCUGCUUCGAGAGGAGGGGGUCGCCCCACUCGUGGACGAGGAAUCGUGACAGAAGAUCCAGAAGAAGAGGACCGCGAAAGAAGGAGAGAGUGCAAGGACCUUCAGGCCAUGGACCUUACUGGCUGCGUCAGCGCAGUUUUUGUAAGCGCCCUGACAGAGUUCGUCAACACGCAUCUUCUUCAAGAGGAUGAACAGUCUAGUGGAAGUGACGAUGAAAGUCGACGUCAGAUUAGACGUGCUCGUGCUCGGUUUAUGCAAGAAGAGCCACUCACAUUUCCAGGGCUUCAGCGCCUUGGACUUCGUGGCGUGAAAUCGAUUCAAUCUCGAAUCCUGAUGCCUUUUGUCCUCGCAUUCCCUUCCCUUACUCACCUUGAUCUCUCCGCUACCCGAGUCGCACCGGAAUUACUUACUGCUCUCAGGGGCUCAACCGUUCGCCUGCAUUCGCUUGCGCUGGCUCGGUGUGUUCACCUAACUGGGUCCUGUAUCAGAGAUUUCCUCGUUCAUGCACCGGCAGCAGCGCGAAUCCGGGAACUCACGCUAUAUGGUGACCAAACAUUCCCAUCUCCCCUCACCACGGAUGAUCUUAUGGAAAUAAUAUCUUCUGCCCCGUGUUUCACCUCUGGUGAACUUACCUACCUUGAUCUCUCAAGCGCACCUGUGACUAAAGAGCUUCUCGUUGACGUCUGCAAGCCGCAGCCAAAGCUGCGUUCGCUUGGUCUAUCAUAUAUUCCUGAUCUAGAAUUAAACGUCAUCGCUCAAUUUUUAAAGAGCAAAGCUGUGAAUGUUGAGGUACUCACGCUUGUCCAGACUAGUCCUGAUCUAGAUUGGGGCAGGGUUGGGCCUGGCGCACCUCGAGGCUCAGCACAACAGGCGAUGAUGGCUUUACACACUCAAAUUAUCGGGCCGCUGUGCACGCCCCCCUACAUGUCCACUCUACGUUCGCAGGCGGUUGUAAUACCUCCUUAUCCUACGCGACUUCGGGUGAUUGAGCUUUCCGCACCUGCCCUUGCUGCCCUCGGCGCUGGCGCCGCAUCCUGGAGAAUAAUAAGAAGUAAAGGUGGUCGAGGCUGGUAUGUCGACACGGCCAGUGGCUGGGUUGGCGCGGGGCUGCAACGAAACCUUCCCAAAGCGCAUCCAUUUCGUGUUCAAAUGUGUCGCCUAGCAGAUGCUAAUGGAAACGUAAAUAGCGGCAUUGGAUGGCACGCGAGAAAGAUGGAAGUUUUACAUGGUUGUGGCAUGUUGGGACGUGAGGACGGCUUGUACGGUGCUGUGUCGUUUGCUUAUCAGGGAUAG
Messenger RNA from Suillus fuscotomentosus, 2166 nucleotides. RefSeq lists its product as uncharacterized. The transcript has 4 exons. Bases 1 to 2166 code for a protein of 721 amino acids. Lineage: Eukaryota; Fungi; Basidiomycota; Agaricomycetes; Boletales; Suillaceae. The record is from RefSeq and is a predicted model, not a curated record.